Caenorhabditis remanei is the source of this 786-nucleotide messenger RNA. RefSeq lists its product as uncharacterized. Gene Ontology annotation, cellular component: Golgi apparatus; endoplasmic reticulum. Lineage: Eukaryota; Metazoa; Nematoda; Chromadorea; Rhabditida; Rhabditidae. The transcript has 6 exons. Gene Ontology annotation, biological process: protein targeting to membrane; peptidyl-L-cysteine S-palmitoylation. Gene Ontology annotation, molecular function: protein-cysteine S-palmitoyltransferase activity. The record is from RefSeq and is a predicted model, not a curated record. The coding region runs from base 1 to 786 and encodes 261 amino acids.
AUGACUGUAUACGAACCUGCAUCUGAUGAAUUGAAGGAAAAAAUCAGAAGAGAUAACUUCGUCCGGAAACCGUACACCGCUGAAAUAGGCAAACAUGUAAUUGUAAACUCUUUCUGUACAAUCUGCGAAGUUCAAACAUAUAGAGAGACGAAACAUUGUAAAAGAUGCAACUUUUGUAUAGACGAGUUCGAUCAUCAUUGUGUCUGGCUGAAUAAUUGCAUUGGAGGCAAGAAUUAUAGACCAUUCGUUGGUCUUGUCGUCUGCGUCAAUCUGUUCUCAAUAUAUUCGUGCAUCCUAUCAGUGUUCUUAUUCAUUUGGUGGGUCUCCAAAGAUCAAAACGACUUGGCAAAAUAUAUAAGAGAGGGAGCAGAUUGGCGGAUGAUUCUAUGGGUUGUUUCAUUGAUAACUACGAUUGUAGUUUAUUUAAUCUUGGUAGUCACAACGUUGCAUUUGCUACAUUUUCACUUCAAACUAUUUCAAGUCGGACAAACCACAUAUCGAUACAUGACGAACAGAAAGCGAGGGGCCAAAGUCGGUGCAAUUUCUCAUGUAUCGCCAACGCAUUCUCAUACUCAUAGACAAGACGGAGAUCCAAUUGAAGGAGACGAAGAAGAUGUUCAAAUGGAUGAAAUCAGAAAUCCUCCAACAUCUCCAGAAAAUUCGGAAUUCGAUGAAGAGCAAAGGAUUACUGUUACAGUAGAACCACCAACUCCAACACCGAAUGGAUCGACUGUCAGCUCUGCCAGUUACAGUAAUCAUGGAUAUGUUGAGACAGAAGGAAGAUAG